UUCUAUUUCUCAAUAUAUAUACUAAAAGUAUAGUAUCCAGUGUAGAACCACAGGGUUAAGGGUUACCAGAAGAUCCACGUAAGCAAGGCAUUCACUGUUUGCCAGUGAUCCAGAGAAAGUAUUUGCUUCGAAAUUACUCGGAUCGAAAUUAGUAGAUGACAUAUUUUUUAAGGAAAUGAAACGAACUUUGUUACGCUUGUGAUUAAGCGUGGUGACUUCAUCUCUUUUAGAGUUCAGCAGGAUUUCUUGAACGGGAAGUUUUGGUUGGUAUAUUCGCACUACCAAAUAUCACUGCCAGACUCUCACAGCAACCACAUUAUCACCACCAUGGCUAUUCUGACACCAAUGAAACUGAUGCCCCUAUCUAUCGUGCUUGCGCCCUUUAGGCUUGCCUACAAUGUCACGUCCUACACCGUGAACUUGGUGGUGUCUGCGGUCAGCCACACAAUAGUGAUUCCCGUCUUGCUUACCUUCAACAUCAUGAUAUACACGCCGUUCAUUAGGAUGCCAUUCGUUGGUCCGCUCGUGUGGCUCCUUGAGUUGAACAAUUCGGAGCAUGUAUCGGACUACGACUGGUUGAGCCAACAACUCCACUUGUUUCUCGUCAACGCCUUCCAUUUCGUUCUAGUGGCAGUUUACAUAGGGGUGAUUGUGGGGGUGCUCAGCGGCUUGAACUUGAAGGUGAUUAGAUUUGUGUUUGGGCUAUUCUUGCGCUCUGGGGAUGCUGCUACUUCUCGUCCUAAGGAUACCAAGGCGAUGCAAACCACCCCCUUUCUCGACGAGGUCUACUCCAGAGCCCUCAAAAAAGAGCAACAGAACAAUGCUGCAGACAACAUCGAAGCGUUUUCACCCGUGCAGUCAAUUCCGUCCAACUCCACGGAGUCGCUGGUGACACACUUGGAGCCACUUUCGCCCCCUUACUCCCCACGAGAUGGCGUCAGGUCCACGGCAAGUGGCAUCGAAAGCCGUCUUUCUGCCCAGCGCUUGCGGGAAAGGUUCCGGAACAAAGACCACUUUGUCAACGACGGUGGCAUGGACAUCUACGAGGACGACGACGGCUACGGCUACAAUGAGGCAGGUGCCGAAAUGGCCCAAGCGCCGUUAAUCAACACCAUCGAAGAGGAAACCGAAAGCGAGGACCGGGAGGACACGCCCCGCCAUGAAACACUCUCUUUACGUGGUGGCUUCGACGUCAAUACGACCAGUACCAAAACGACCCCCCACGGCUCGCUUAAAAGAUGAUAGUUACGUAAGCGGAACCACCUCAUAGCAGGACCACAUAUUUGCAGACUAUAAAUAAGUGGUGUUCUCCAACAGCUUCACUCCUAUACUUGACAACCACCACCGCCAAGAACGCUUCUUUGGUCAUGCAACAUCCCACGGCCCGAAGGGCCAAUACGCACAACAGGCUCCUCUCCUCCGACAAUUUCGCCCUCUCGGAGUCCCACCACGAUGCUUUGGGUGCCGCCAACACCUCGAUCCGGCAGGUCAAGGUGGUCCAGAAGCUCGUUCCUAGGCCGGUUUCUUAUCCCUCGACUAGUCGGCCGCUGGGUGUGUUCGCAACUCCUCCACACUCGUCAUCCGACUCUGCCAUCCACACCACCAACUCGUUUGUGAAGAGAAUAUCCUUUGUCGACAGCAACAAAAUGGACACGGCAAUUCCUUGGCCUAGACUCAGAACAU
This is a messenger RNA of Suhomyces tanzawaensis NRRL Y-17324, 1683 nucleotides long. RefSeq lists its product as uncharacterized. Lineage: Eukaryota; Fungi; Ascomycota; Pichiomycetes; Serinales; Debaryomycetaceae. The transcript has a single exon. The record is from RefSeq and is a predicted model, not a curated record. The coding region runs from base 328 to 1242 and encodes 304 amino acids.